CUCGGCAGGAUAUGAAAUUUUAUUGAUAUUUAUCUUAUCCUUGUUAUGCGCUUUUAAAAUGUACAAUCCUUAUCGAUUACAAAAAUAAUUAAGAAUUAUUAGAUGCGAUUACAAAUUUUAUAUCUGCCAAAUUUCGUCAUAUAUACACGUAGUUAAAACUUUUGCGAAUGUAAUAAACAUGAUAAAAUCAUAACGAUGGAGGACAAAUCUUUGCGAGAUGCUUCAAUUAUGUACGAUAAACAAUUCAAUGAAAAUAUGAAAAUAGCCAAAUAUUUCUUAAAGCAAUUACAUGACAAACAAGAGGUUCAACUAGCUAGAAAAUGGCUUAGUCGUGUUAAUGAUAUCAAGUCAUCAUCCUUAGAAGUAAAAAGAGAUCGUAAUGCUUUUUUGUGUUAUCUGCUCAAGGUUUUGAGAGAAGCAAUUUUAAAACAUCGUUGCGAACACAAAUCUAGUACCAUUUCAAACUCUGAGAAUACUUUAAACUUAUGUUAUAUUGCUAAUCAAGAUUCAAAACUAUCUAUGAAAGGACUAUCAACAUAUGCUCCACAAACUUCAAAUAUUCCUUAUCAUUCGAAAUGGUCGAAAAAUCAUCGUACAUAUGUUGCUGUUAAACCAUUACCCGGAAGAGGGGCAUUAAUAUACAUGGCUGUAUCUAAAAGACCAGGACUUGAAAAUUGGGAUUUAGGUAAUAUUAAUAAAUAUACGCAAUAAUUGACAAUGAUAUAUUUCUUUUUGAAUUUCAAUUGAAACACAACUAUCAAGAUUAUAAAUAAAAUAGAUCUUUAGAAAA
Vespula pensylvanica (western yellowjacket) is the source of this 790-nucleotide messenger RNA. RefSeq lists its product as uncharacterized. The coding region runs from base 196 to 711 and encodes 171 amino acids. The transcript has 3 exons. The record is from RefSeq and is a predicted model, not a curated record. Lineage: Eukaryota; Metazoa; Arthropoda; Insecta; Hymenoptera; Vespidae.